GUUAAUCACUGAAAUCUUAGUGUACUAAUUGCUCGCUAUAAGCUAGGUUAUUGCGCCCCUAAACCAACGUACUGACAACGCUACCUCCCCGGAACUCAAACUUUAACUGAACAGUGAUCACGGGCUGUGGGAAUUGCGAAGGGAUGGUGUAGAGUAUCGCCACAACAAUGUUGAUAUGAUCACUCGUCGUUUCAGCGGGCAUGACUUGGUACAUCCAGUGACCCAGCAAAAAGUAGCCUCGGUACAGCCAGAAGUAGCAACAACUCGCAAAAGGGGAUCCUUGUCUGACUGGUGGCUGGACCACAUGUGAACAGUGACCAGCCCACCAGGUAGAAUGUCCACCAUCACCCAAGGAAUUGAUCGCAUUCCCGAUUCUCUCUGCUUUCUGGUCCUGAAUGAAGAUGGUGCUGUAGUUAGUGUAAGUUUCUGGCAGAUUUGUGAAGCCUGCAAGAGAUGAUUAUCCACAGAAUGAUGCCAUAGUCAGGUUUUUAUGUUGGUAAAAGCUGCGCUGAGUUGGAUUUGACAAUAACGGAUUUUGUAAGGGAAUUGAUCUGUGUAUACUUGUCAUCAUUAUUUGUGAUCUUCUCGGUUCGAUUGUGAAUUGGCACAAUGUCAUGCAAGUUCGGUUGGAAGAGAAAGACUGGAGAGAAAGUAAGCCUGAAAAAAUCCAGUGCAUUUGAGAAGGAGUCAAAAGAUGAUGACGAUAAUGAAGUGAGCAAUGGAGAGGUUGAUUGGCUCAGCCUUAUGCCGAAGAAGAAGAGAAUCAUGUGCCUUGAAGAUGCUCAGGCAAAGAGUGAUCGGUUGAAGAAGGAGGGAUCAACAUUGGCUGAUGCUGAGAGGUAUUGGGAAGCAAUCAAGAAGUGGGAGGGGGCACUGCAGUUGACCCCUGAAGAUGAGACCAUUCAUGAGAUGAUAUCACAGGCAUACACCAUUCUUCAUGAGGUCUACCCUGCCGUGAGGUCUGCUAGAAAAGUGAUUGAAAUAAAUCCCAGGUGGUGGAUUGCUCAUCAGACGCUUGGCCGAGCUGAGUUGAACUUGGGAGAAGUUAGAUUGGCCAUCAAAAGUUUCUCAAGAGCUCUGCACAUCAAUCCGGCUAGUGAGGAGUUAUGGGUGGACGAUCUCAACUGGGCAAGACAACUACUCAAACAAAAAAUAGACUUACAGGAAGAGUUAAGAACAGCUAAGGAUAACUGUACAGCUACAGUGACUGAACUUGUUGAAGACAGUGAAACAGCUGUUGAGCUACACACGACUAGAAACUAUCCAAAUGAAACAUUACGAAGUGAGAAGGAGACAUUGUCUAUAAAAAAACUGCCAUCGAAUUAUGUUCAAAUGAGAGAUGUACUGAAAUGAAAGAACUGUUACUCAUUAGAGAAAUGCCAUGGGCUUGAAAGAAGUAUAAAAAUAUCUCAUGGUGCUACUAUAGUCGUAGUCCCACCUAUCAUAAAAUCCCGUGUUUUUUCAAGACCCGUGUCUUCGCCGUGUGUCAAAAAACCCGCGGUGCACUUACACCUAUCAGUAGUGUUAGAUAAUGGUUAAUAGCCCCGGCGACAGGUGCGCUGUAGGUAGGGAGCUCUCCUGUGUUUCUUUCCCGUUGGAGGGCGCGCAAUACCGAGGCAACUACACCGCGCCAUCUGUCGCCGGAUCUUAGAACUUGCGAUUGCCGUGUCUAUUCAGAUUCCACCUAUCAAAAAACCCGUGUUGAACAUGGGUGUAAAUUAGCCCCAUCGAGCUCGAUGGGGCUAAUAGACACGGGGAUUUGACACACAGGUCUAUUUGGACACAGCAAUUCAUAGGUGUAAGCACAAAAGACACGGGGAUUUGAUAGGUGGAAGUACGACUUGUGCUAUUGCAGGUUUGUGUUGAACAUGGUCGAGUGUGCAGUCGUGUUUUAUCCUGAUGUUAAUCGUCAUAUACUGGCAGUACAACACAGUUUAUACCACACCCGAGGAAAGUUUGCAGUUGGCUGUGCUAUGCAGAUAAUCUGGCUGAUCUAUGACUUGUUCGGCUGUAAAUAACUUUUGAUUGAAUAUAAUUAUUUAUUAGGAAUA
This is a messenger RNA of Lineus longissimus, 2051 nucleotides long. RefSeq names its product tetratricopeptide repeat protein 33-like. The transcript has 6 exons. The coding region runs from base 610 to 1353 and encodes 247 amino acids. Gene Ontology annotation, molecular function: protein binding. The record is from RefSeq and is a predicted model, not a curated record. NCBI's taxonomy places the organism in Eukaryota, Metazoa, Nemertea, Pilidiophora, Heteronemertea, Lineidae.